This is a messenger RNA of Lathyrus sativus (Indian pea), 1416 nucleotides long. NCBI's taxonomy places the organism in Eukaryota, Viridiplantae, Streptophyta, Magnoliopsida, Fabales, Fabaceae. The record is from the annotation of a GenBank genome assembly.
AUGAUGAAAGUAAUUAAAUUGGUUUAUUAUGUUCUUCUUUUGGUGACACUGAUGAACUCAAAAGUAUCUGAGAGCAAAAAAGACAGUAUCAUAAGCACUUCUUUUGAGUACAAUGCUAUAAACUGUAGGGCAAAAGGUGUUUCAUUGAAGGAUUUUGGUGGUGUUGGAGAUGGAAAAACUUCAAACACAAAAGCUUUUCAGUCUGCAAUAAGUCAUUUGAGUAAGUAUGAUUCUGAAGAAGGGUCUCAGUUGUAUGUUCCUGCUGGAAAAUGGCUUACUGGAAGCUUUAGUCUUAUAAGUCAUUUCACACUUUAUCUACACAAAGAUGCUGUUCUUCUUGCUUCUCAGGAUGUCAAAGAGUGGCCUGUAAUCAAACCACUCCCAUCCUAUGGUAGAGGAAGAGAUGCAGCAGCUGGAAGGUACACCAGCCUCAUUUUUGGAACAAACCUCACUGAUGUUAUUGUCACAGGGGACAAUGGCACUAUAGAUGGUCAAGGUUCAUUUUGGUGGCAACAGUUUCAUAAGAAACAGCUGAAGUACACUCGUCCUUACUUGAUUGAAUUAAUGUUUUCUGACAACAUUCAAAUCUCUAAUUUAACACUGCUUGAUUCUCCAUCAUGGAAUAUUCAUCCUGUUUAUAGCAGCAAUAUUAUAAUCAAAGGCAUAACCAUUAUUGCUCCUAUAAGGUCUCCAAACACCGAUGGCAUCAACCCAGAUUCAUGUACGAAUACGAAAAUCGAAGACUGCUACAUAGUUUCUGGAGACGACUGUGUGGCGGUGAAGAGUGGAUGGGAUGAGUAUGGCAUAAAAUUUGGGUGGCCAACAAAGCAAUUAGUGAUCAGAAGGUUAACAUGCAUUUCACCAUACAGCGCAACCAUUGCCUUGGGAAGCGAAAUGUCGGGCGGUAUACAAGAUGUCAGAGCCGAAGACAUCACAGCCAUCCGUACCGAAUCAGGAAUCAGAAUCAAGACAGCAGUAGGGAGAGGAGGUUAUGUGAAAGACAUAUAUGUCAAGAGAAUGAAUAUGCAUACAAUGAAAUGGGCAUUUUGGAUAACAGGUAACUAUGGUUCACAUGCCGAUAAAAACUAUGACCACAAUGCUUUACCUGAGAUCAAAAACAUCAACUACAGAGACAUGGUAGGGGAAGAUGUUUCCAUGGCUGCUAAUUUAGAAGGAAUUUCUAAUGACCCUUUUACCGGAAUAUGCAUUUCCAAUGUGACAAUUAGUAUGGCUGCUAAGGCCAAGAAACAGCCAUGGACAUGUAAUGAUAUUGAAGGAGUCACAAGUGGUGUUACUCCUAAGCCUUGUGGUUUGUUACCUGAUCAAGGGACAGAGAAAAUUACAGAUUGUGAUUUUCCCUCAGAUUAUCUACCUAUUGAUAUCUUGGAGCUCAAGAAAUGUACUUAUAGCAUUUAA